This is a messenger RNA of Rotaria socialis, 1676 nucleotides long. The record is from the annotation of a GenBank genome assembly. NCBI's taxonomy places the organism in Eukaryota, Metazoa, Rotifera, Eurotatoria, Philodinida, Philodinidae.
GCGUUUAAAUGAGGUUUCUACGAUUUUUGGUUCUCGAGAUCAUCGUGUCAGAAAACGACGAAAAUGAUGCGUACGAUCUCAAGUAAAAAAGAAAUAAAAAAAAAAACUCGCGACGGAUAACAUAAAUGCUUCUGCUUCGCAUCGCAUUAAAAAAACUCGCGACGCAUAACAGAAAUGCUUCCUGCUUCGCAUCGCAUUAAAAAAAUAAAAAAAGCUCGCGACGGACUACAUAAAUGCUUCUGCUUCGCAUCGCAUUAAAAAAGAACGAAAGAAAAAUAACCAUAAAUGAUACAAUCCCUCUUCGACGCGCUCACAUGUGAACGUAAUGUUAAAUGAACCAUACGAUAUCGAACUAGUAUAAUAUAAUCUACAAAUUAAUGAAAAAGCUGGUUGCAUCAAUGAAAAAAAGAGUAUAUCAGGUUCACACUCUGAAGUGGUGUUACACUCUCAUCAUUGUCCUUACAUUAACGCUAUUUAUCAUUUAUUUUCUAAUUAUUAAAUGUACAUCAUAUACUAAUCAACCAUCACUUGAUUGUAAAAGUUUGUGUCCUUACAAAAGUAACCAAACACGUACUCAUCUCGUGUUUGAUUCAAAGCACUUUAUUCAACAUUAUCCUGAGUUUAUUUGUCAAUCAAAUUUUCGUAAUCUAGCCGAUUGGGUUUACGGUUGGCCUAAUCAGUUUCAAGAAUAUGUGGAAGUAACAACUACCAAUGGACAACGUAUCGCUCCAUGCUUACCUCAUGGCAGCAUAAUCUAUGUUAGUAUUUGGUCUAUUGGCGUCUUUUUUAAUCUAGUUUAUCCACACUUAAUCAAUGAUUUCGUUUUAAUUACUGGCGAAGGUGAUCCAUCCUCACCAGAUAUGGGUCAUUUAGAGCGAGCUGAUUCCAAAAUUAUUCAUUGGUUCGGUCAAAAUGGAAUGAUUUCAUCUUCAAAAAGCAAGAAAUUUACACAUAUUCCCAUUGGAAUUCAAUGCUAUGAAAUGGUUGUAGCAAUUAAAAAUGUUUAUAAACAACAAAAUAAUCGUUUAUUGCCACAAAUCUAUGGUGAUACUGACGAACCAUUGAACUAUAUUCUGCCGAUUGAUAUGACUAGUCGAGCACUGAUUCAGAAGCAAAAUCUUAAUAGGGAAAAUUAUUUGUUAAUAAAUUUUAAUCUCGAUACUGAUGGAACAGGACUUCGUCGACAUAUUUGGAUAAAUAUGUGUUCAAAGAAGCAUCGAAUUCCAUUUGUAAAAUGUCUACAAAAGACACCUGGUGUUCAAACGAAAGAACUGUCGAAUAUAUAUUCACGAAAUCGCCAAUAUUUAUUUUGGUUAUCGCCCCGUGGAAAUGGAAUCGAUUGCCACCGUACAUGGGAAGCGUUGUAUCUUGAUGCAAUACCGAUAGUUUGGAAUUCGUCAUUGAAUAGUCUUUAUGAACAUUUGCCUGUUGUGAUUAUUCACAAUCAUACAGAAAUCACUGAAAAUUUUUUACAAGAAAAAUUACACGAAAUAUCAAUGAAGAAAAAUAAUCAACUGUCACAGAUCUAUCGAUUUGAAAAAUUAAGAAUGGCAUAUUGGCGUCGGUUGAUUUUAAACAAAUCAAGACAUUCAUUGAUGAAUAGCCAUAUACGAACAAAUCGAUGUUGGCAAGCUAGAACGGGAACUGAUUCCUUCCUAUCUUCACUGUUUUCAUAG